Castor canadensis (American beaver) is the source of this 2367-nucleotide messenger RNA. RefSeq names its product ATPase family AAA domain-containing protein 3A. Gene Ontology annotation, cellular component: mitochondrion. The record is from RefSeq and is a predicted model, not a curated record. Gene Ontology annotation, molecular function: ATP binding; zinc ion binding; ATP hydrolysis activity. Gene Ontology annotation, biological process: mitochondrion organization. Lineage: Eukaryota; Metazoa; Chordata; Mammalia; Rodentia; Castoridae.
CGGGCGCGUGGCGGCUGCUUGGACCCGCGCGAGUCACGCUCGAGUCCGGGUCCCGGCAGCUCGCGGUGCUCACGGGCCAUGUCGUGGCUCUUUGGCAUCAACAAGGGCCCCAAGGGCGAAGGUACAGGGUCGCCGCUGUCCUUGCCGCCCGUGCAGCCCGGGGCCGAGGGUGGUGGCGACCGCGGCGCGGGAGACCGACCGGCGCCCAAGGACAAAUGGAGCAACUUCGAUCCGACGGGCCUGGAGCGCGCGGCCAAGGCGGCGCGCGAGCUGGAACACUCGCGUCAUGCCAAGGAGGCACUGAACCUUGCACAGAUGCAAGAGCAGACGCUACAGCUGGAACAACAGUCCAAGCUUAAGGAGUAUGAGGCUGCUGUGGAGCAGCUGAAGAGUGAGCAGAUCCGUGUGCAGGCUGAGGAGAGGAGGAAGACCCUGAGUGAAGAGACGCGGCAGCACCAGGCUAGGGCCCAGUACCAGGACAAGCUGGCCAGGCAGCGCUAUGAGGACCAGUUGAAGCAACAGCAACUUCUGAACGAAGAGAAUUUACGGAAGCAGGAGGAGUCUGUGCAGAAGCAGGAGGCCAUGCGGCGAGCCACUGUGGAGCGGGAGAUGGAGCUGCGACAUAAGAACGAGAUGCUGAGGGUGGAGGCUGAGGCCCGGGCUCGGGCCAGAGCUGAUCGGGAGAAUGCAGACAUCAUCCGGGAGCAGAUCCGCCUAAAGGCUGCUGAGCACCGUCAGACCAUCCUGGAGUCCAUCAGGACAGCUGGCACUCUGUUUGGCGAAGGAUUUCGUGCCUUUGUGACAGACUGGGACAAAGUAACAGCUACGGUGGCUGGAUUGACACUGCUGGCUGUUGGAGUCUAUUCUGCCAAGAACGCCACUGCGGUUGCCGGCCGGUAUAUUGAGGCUCGAUUAGGGAAGCCAUCCCUAGUGAGGGAGACCUCCCGCAUCUCAGUGUUGGAGGCACUGAGGCACCCUGUCCAGGUCAGCAGGCGUCUCCUCAGCAGGCCGCAGGACGCGCUGGAGGGCGUUGUUCUCAGUCCCAGCCUGGAGGCACGGGUGCGGGACAUCGCCAUAGCAACAAGGAAUACCAAGAGGAACAAAAGCCUAUAUAGGAAUAUUCUCAUGUACGGGCCACCAGGGACCGGCAAGACACUGUUUGCCAAGAAACUCGCACUACACUCAGGCAUGGACUACGCCAUCAUGACAGGCGGAGACGUGGCUCCCAUGGGACGGGAGGGUGUGACCGCCAUGCACAAGGUCUUCGACUGGGCCAGCACCAGCCGGCGAGGCCUUCUGCUCUUUGUGGACGAAGCAGAUGCCUUCCUCAGAAAGCGGGCCACUGAGAAGAUAAGUGAAGACCUCAGGGCUACUCUAAAUGCCUUCCUACACAGGACGGGCCAGCACAGCAGCAAGUUCAUGCUGGUUCUGGCCAGUAACCAGCCCGAGCAGUUCGACUGGGCCAUCAACGACCGCAUCGACGAGAUGGUCUGCUUUGACCUGCCACGGCAGGAGGAGCGCGAGCGCCUGGUGAGAAUGUAUUUUGACAAGUAUGUUCUUAAGCCGGCCACAGAAGGAAAGCAACGCCUGAAGUUGGCCCAGUUUGACUACGGGAAGAAGUGCUCAGAGGUUGCCCAGCUGGCAGAGGGCAUGUCAGGCCGUGAGAUCGCCCAGCUUGCUGUGGCAUGGCAGGCCAUGGCAUAUGCCUCUGAGGACGGAGUCCUCACAGAGGCCAUGAUGGAUGCCCGUGUCCAAGACGCUGUUCAGCAGCACCAGCAGAAGAUGCAGUGGCUGAAGGUGGAGGGACCCAGGCCUGAGGCCAGUGAGCUCCCACUCCAUUGACUUCACAGCAACCAAGGGCACCGCACGUACCUGGCCAGGGACCACUGGCUGUACCCUUCUACUUCCCAGUCCCCUUAAUCUCUGGGCAAGGCCAGGGAUGCCCUGAAUGCCUUUGCCCAGCUGUGGGUGCUGCAUCAUGGUCGUUGACUCCCCUGCCCCAGUCUGCCCCUCCUGCUGUGGGUAUGGGCUGGGAACUAGGACAGGCCCCCUUCCAGGACACUUGGCAAGAUGUGUUCCCAAUCCCAAUUCAAAGCGGAGAGGAAACACCCAAAGGUUAGCUGUGCUAGCUGGACCAGGGCCUGUGGAGGCCAGAGGAUAAGGAGACCCUGUGCUGCCCAUCCUGUCCUUGGCCUGGACACCACCCCCACCCUGCACACAUUUGUGCUAACAAUCUGCCUGGCCCCUACCUGUUGGGGUGGAUCUGGGGCCAGGCAGCUGCUGGCCAUUGGCAUCCAGUGCUAAGAGGAGCUGCCACCCUCACUUUGACUGGAGCUGGUCCUUUUUAUCCAGAAUCUAAUAAAACUC